CACUGAGGGUAACUGACAGCCCUGGUAACCGUACUGGGGAUACAGGAGCGGCCGCACUGCUGGAGGAGGAGAGUGAGUGACACUCAGUGAGGGCAGACAGAAGGCAGUGAGUGACACUCAAUGAGGGGAGACAGAGGGCAGUGAGUGACACCCAGUGAGGGGACAGAGGGCAGUGAGUGACACUCAGUGAGGGAGACAGAGGGCAGUGAGUGACACUCAGUGAGGGAGACAGAGGGCAGUGAGUGACACUCAGUGAGGGCAGACAGAAGGCAGUGAGUGACACUCAGUGAGGGGACACAGAGAGCAGUGAGUGACACUCAGUGAGGGGACACAGAGGGCUGUGAGUGACACUCAGUGAAGGGGUCAGAGGGCAGUGAGUGACACUCAGUGAGGGGACACAGAGGGAGGGUGUGAGUGACACUCAGUCAGUGAGUGAGACAGAGGGCAGUGAGUGACACUCAGUGAGGGGGGACAGAGAGCAGUGAGUGACACUCAGUGAGGGGACAGAGGGCAGUGAGUGACACUCAGUGAGGGGGGACAGAGAGCAGUGAGUGACACUCAGUGAGGGGACAGAGGGCAGUGAGUGACACUCAGUGAGGGGAGACAGAGGGCAGUGAGUGACACUCAGUGAGGGGACAGAGGGCAGUGAGUGACACUCAGUGAGGGGAGACAGAGGGCAGUGAGUGACACUCAGUGAGGGGACAGAGGGCAGUGAGUGGCACUCAGUGAGGGGAGACAGAGGGCAGUGAGUGACACUCAGUGAGGGGAGACAGAGGGCUGUGAGUGACACUCAGUGAGGGAGACAGAGGGCUGUGAGUGACACUCAGUGAGGGGAGACAGAGGGCAGUGAGUGACACUCAGUGAGGGGACACAGAGAGCAGUGAGUGACACUCAGUGAGGGGACACAGAGGGCUGUGAGUGACACUCAGUGAGGGAGACAGAGGGCAGUGAGUGACACUCAGUGAAGGGGUCAGAGGGCAGUGAGUGACACUCAGUGAGGGGACACAGAGGGCCGUGAGUGACACAGGAGGGAGACAGAGAGGGCAGUGAGUGACACUCUGAGGGGAGACAGAGGGCAGUGAGUGACACUCAGUGAGGGGACACAGAGGGCAGUGAGUGACACUCAGUGAGGGGACACAGAGGGCUGUGAGUGACACUCAGUGAGGGAGACAGAGGGCAGUGAGUGACACUCAGUGAGGGGGUCAGAGAGCAGUGAGUGACACUCAGUGAGGGGACACAGAGGGCAGUGAGUGACACUCAGUGAGGGGACACAGAGGGCAGUGAGUGACACUCAGUGAGGGAGACAGAGGGCAGUGAGUGACACUCAGUGAGGGCAGACAGAGGGCUGUGAGUGACACUCAGUGAGGGAGACAGAGGGCACUGAGUGACACUCAGUGAGGGGAGACAGAGGGCACUGAGUGACACUCAGUGAGGGAGACAGACAGCAGUGAGUGACACUCAGUGAGGGGACACAGAGGGCAGUGAGUGACACUCAGUGAGGUGACACAGAGAGCAGUGAUUGGCACUCAGUGAGGGAGACAGAGAGCAGUGAGUGACACUGAGUGAGGGAGACAGAGGGCACUGAGUGACACUCAGUGAGGGAGACAGACAGCAGUGAGUGACACUCAGUGAGGGGACACAGAGGGCAGUGAGUGACACUCAGUGAGGUGACACAGAGAGCAGUGAUUGGCACUCAGUGAGGGAGACAGAGAGCAGUGAGUGACACUGAGUGAGGGAGACAGAGGGCACUGAGUGACACUCAGUGAGGGAGACAGACAGCAGUGAGUGACACUCAGUGAGGGGACACAGAGGGCAGUGAGUGACACUCAGUGAGGGGACACAGAGAGCAGUGAGUGGCACUCAGUGAGGGAGACAGAGAGCAGUGAGUGACACUGAGUGAGGGAGACAGAGGGCAGUGAGUGACACUCAGGGAGGGGACACAGAGGGCAGUGAGUGACACUCAGUGAGGGGACACAGAGGGCUGUGAGUGACACUCAGUGAGGGAGACAGAGGGCAGUGAGUGACACUCAGUGAGGGGGUCAGAGAGCAGUGAGUGACACUCAGUGAGGGGACACAGAGGGCAGUGAGUGACACUCAGUGAGGGGACACAGAGGGCAGUGAGUGACACUCAGUGAGGGAGACAGAGGGCAGUGAGUGACACUCAGUGAGGGCAGACAGAGGGCUGUGAGUGACACUCAGUGAGGGAGACAGAGGGCACUGAGUGACACUCAGUGAGGGGAGACAGAGGGCACUGAGUGACACUCAGUGAGGGAGGACACAGAGGGCUGUGGAGUGACAUGAGGGGAGACAGAGGGCAGUGAGUGACACUCAGUGAGGGACAGAGGGGCGGAAGGAGUGACACCCAGGAGGACACAGAGGGCAGGAGUGACACUCAGUGAGGGACACAGAGGGCUGGGGAGGGACACUCAGUGAGGGAGACAGAGGCAGUGAGUGACACCUGGUGAGGGGCUGAGAGCAGUGAGUGACACCUCAGUGAGGGGACAUGAGUGGCAGUGAGUGACACCUCAGUGAGGGGACAGCACUCAGUGAGGGACAGAGGGCAGUGAGACACCUCAGCAGGGCAUGAGGGGCUGUGUGAAGGAAUGAGAGAUAGUGAGGGCACUGAGUGACACUCAUGUGAGGGGAGACAGAGGGCACUGAGUGACACCUGUUGAAGGGUGGCAUGGUGGUGGAGCACACUCAGUGAGGGACACAGAGGGCAGUGAGUGACACCUGUGAGGACAGAGAGCAGUGAUUGGCACUCAGUGAGGGAGACAGAGAGCAGUGAGUGACACUGGAGUGAGGGGAGAUGAGGGCACUGAGUGACUCAGUGAGGGGAGACAGACAGCAGUGGCGACACCUGGGACAGAGGGCAGUGAGUGACACUGUGUGAGGUGACACAGAGAGCAGUGAUUGGCACUCAGUGAGGGAGUAUUUAUAUGGUGGAGUGACACUGAGUGAGGGAGAUGGAGGGCAGGGAGAGUGACACUCAGGGAGGGGACACAGAGGGCAGUGAGCACACCUCAGAGGUAGACAGAGGGGCUGUGAGUGACACCCAAAUGAGGGGAGACAGGAGGGCUGUGAGUGACACUCAGUGAGGGGAAUAGAGAGGUCAGUGAGUGACACUCAGUGAGGGGAGACAGAGAGCAGUGAGUGACACACUCAGUGAGGGGAGACAGGAGGGCUGAGUGAGACUCAGUGAGGGGAGACACAGGAGGGCAGUGAGUGACACUCAUAGAGGGGAGAUGAGGGCAGUGAGGACACUGUGGGAGGGGACAGAGGGAGAGCAGUGAGUGACACUCUGAGUGAGGGGAGACAGAGGGCAGUGAGUGACACUCAAUGAGGGGAGACAGAGGGCUGUGAGUGACACUCAGUGAGGGAAUAGAGAGGUCAGUGAGUGACACUCAGUGAGGGGAGACAGAGAGCAGUGAGUGACACUCAGUGAGGGGAGACAGAGGGCUGUGAGUGAGACUCAGUGAGGGAGACAGAGGGCAGUGAGUGACACUCAUAGAGGGAGACAGAGGGCAGUGAGUGACACUCAGGGAGGGGACACAGAGGGCAGUGAGUGACACUCAGUGAGGGGAGACAGAGGGCUGUGAGUGACACUCAGUGAGGGAAUAGAGAGGGCAGUGAGUGACACUCAGUGAGGGGAGACAGAGGGCAGUGAGUGACACUCAAUGAGGGGAGACAGAGGGCUGUGAGUGACACUCAGUGAGGGAAUAGAGAGGUCAGUGAGUGACACUCAGUGAGGGGAGACAGAGAGCAGUGAGUGACACUCAGUGAGGGGAGACAGAGGGCUGUGAGUGACACUCAGUGAGGGAGACAGAGGGCAGUGAGUGACACUCAGUGAGGGGACACAGAGGGCAGUGAGUGACACUCAGUGAGGGCAGACAGGGGGCAGUGAGUGACACUCAGUGAGUGGAGACAGAGAGCAGUGAAUGACACUCAGUGAGGGGACACAGAGAGCAGUGAGUGACACUCAGUGAGGGGGACAGAGAGCAGUGAGUGACACUCAGUGAGGUUAGACAGAGGGCAGUGAGUGACACUCAGUGAGGGGGGACAGAGGGCUGUGAGUGACAGUGAGGGAACACAGAGAGCAGUGAGUGACACUCAGUGAGGGCAGACAGAGGGCAGUGAGUGACACUCAGUGAGGGAGACAGAGGGCAGUGAGUGACACUCAGUGAGGGCAGACAGAGGGCAGUGAGUGACACUCAGUGAGGGAGACAGAGAGCAGUGAGUGACACUCAGUGAGGGGAGACAGAGGGCUGUGAGUGACACUCAGUGAGGGGACACAGAGGGCAGUGAGGGGAGACAGAGGGCAGUGAGUGACACUCAUUGAGGGGACAGAGAGGGCAGUUAGUGACACUUAGUGAGGGGACAGAGAGGGCAGUUAGUAACACUCAGUGAGGGGAGACAGAGGGAUGUGAGUGACAUUCAGUGAGGGGACACAGAUGGCAGUGAGUGACAUUGAGGGGCGACAGAGGGAUAUGAGUGACACUCAGUGAGGGGAUACAGAGUGCAAUGAGUGACACUCUAAAGGUAAAAAAGAGGGCAGUGAGUGACACUCUGUGGGGGGAAAAGGACAAUGAGUGACACUCUGUGAGGAGAGACAGAGGGCAGUGAGUGACACUCAGUGAGGGGACACAGAGGGCAGUGAGGGACAUUCAGUAUGGAACAUAUAGCGGUCAGUGACACUCUGAGGAACAUACAGGGCAGUGAGUGACACUCAAUGAUGGGAGUUAGAGGGCAGUGAAUGACACUCAGUGAGAGGCUAAAAAGGAGGUUGAGUCACACACAAUGAUUAGAGUUUUUAGAGGGCAGUGAGUGACACUCGGUGAGGGCUAUAGAGGGGGCUGAGUGACACUCACUGAGGGACAUAGAGGGCAGUGAGUGACACUCAGUGAGGGGAGACAGAGAUUACUGAGUGUUUCUCAAUGAUGGAAGAGAGAAGGGAGACAGUAACAUUCACUGAGGGAAAAAGAAGGGUCUGAGAUCUGUCUGUCUAUCUCAUACUUUUUAUUAUUAUUCUUGCCAUUUAUAUAGCGCCAACAGAUUCCGUAGCGCUUAAUAUAUAUAUAUCAUUUGUUUGCACAUCUGUAUGUAAUGUCCAAGGAAUUAAAUACUACCAACUGUCAUUUGUUAUUGUUUACUAAUGUAUUUUUAUUUUUGCAGAAGCUCGAAGCUAAUUGUAAGAGAUGUGUUUGAAUUGUCUGAAUUUGAUAUUGAGACCCCUGUAAAGAUCGCUUACAUUUGUAACGUAGUGAGUAUUUUAGGAUGUCUGUUUCAUUUACUUGUUCGUUUGGUAGGAUUUUGUAUCUUUAAUUGCAGAAAAUGGUGCUAAAAAGGAUUAGAGGAAUUUCCAUUUAAAUAUAAAAAUUGCCAAAUUAUGGUAGAAUAUUUCUCUAUUUUUACUCAGUGAAGGGACACAGAGGGUAGUGAGUGACACUCAGUGAGGGCAGACAAAGGGCAGUGAGGGAACACUCAGUGAGGGGACACAGAGGGCAGUGAGUGACACUCAGUGACGGGAGACAGAGGGCAGUGAGUGACACUCAGUGAGGGGACACAGAGGGCAGUGAGUGACACUCAGUGAGGGCAGACAGAGGGCAGUGAGUGACACUCAGUGAGGGGAGACAGAGGGCAGUGAGUGACACUCAGUGUGGGCAGACAGAGGGCAGUGAGUGACACUUAUUUUUACAUGCACAUGUUAGUUUGGCUUAAAAUUGUAUUCACAUUGUAUUGGGAACAGUGACUUUGGUUUAAUUGUACUUAAAAAAAAAAAUGUCAGUGAUUUCAGACCCUGAAAAAUAGGUGUCUCGCUUUUUUACACACAAAUCUUUUGUUGUAGGUUAUAUCAUAGCAGACGCUAUGCGUUUCCUUGCAUUGUAUUCUAUAAAAUAGUAAUAAUUAGUGCUCCUAUUUACUGACAUUUGCAACAAAAAAACUAAAAACUAAUUAUGUAAAACAAACGAAGGUGUAAUUUUGCAGACAUAAACAGUUAAACACUUCUUUCAUUUCUAUCAGAAUGAAACUGAAAGUAAUGCCAAUCACACCCUCCUGUGAGUACAGAGAGACACUCCCUUAAAGGAACACUCCAAGUACCAUAACUACUGCAGGGAGCUUCAGCUAAUUGCUUUUUGCCAGUGAGCCAAGUUUUGCACAUUCCUUUGGAAGUGGUGGUGGUGUGAGGCAGCAAAAGCAAUGUAUUCAAACAGGAGGGGAUGCUCCUUAGUGGUCAAGAUAUAGGAGAAUCACCUAAGAAUGAUUGCAAUAGACAGAAAUAAUCAGAAUGUUGUUGGGCUUAUGACUUUUCAUUUUGAUCACAGCAUUCUUAACACAAAACAUUAGCGGUUUACUUUACAUUUAACCUAUUGUGUCAGAUGUCUGUGAAAUUUGCUUAUGGAGGUGUGUCUGAGGAAAAAAAAAAAAGAACUAUGCAUUGCUUUUAUCACAAAAAUAGAAAUAGUGAUAAAUGCCUCCAAAUGUGUUGGGUGUACCAGUGACUCACUAUACGUGCUUUCUGCUAAUGUUGAUGCUAUUUUGUUUUCAUAUCUGUAGAUGGCACUAUUACAAAUCUGGGUGGAGAGAAUUGAACUUACUUUUCUUUUUUUUCAUGCAUAGGUGCAAUAAGUAUAGGCAUCAUUGUGCCACUUGAGCUAUAUUAAAACUUAGCACACCCCUUCCCCUCUCAAAUGCAUUGUUAUGAGCAGGAUAACGGCAUUGCUUUACGUUUAAGAAUUGCUUAAUUUAAAAGCCACAAUACAAAUGUCUGCUUAAUAAUUUUAACUGUGUAUGGAAAAAUCUUGCCAAAAUGAAUAUUCCUGUCUCCUGUGCUCACAAUUCAGUGAGCAGAGUUGUGUGCUCCUAUGUAAGUAGUUUGUAAUUUCUCCCUGUGUGGGUUUUUUUUUUCUUUUCAGGCGGCACAUUUGAAGACAUUGAUGUUUUGUGGUUGAGAAGCCGAGCGCAAACAUUGACAAAGCUGAGGUGGAGAUGGUGGUCGUAGCACAUUACUCACAAUUGGACGCCUACGCCCAAACACAAAAUCUACAGCUGCUUCACUUAUUUGUAUGUUAAGUGGAUAAUGUCAAGCUUGUUGUUCCUAUGAAUAUAAUAAUUUUAAGUUAUUAGUUUUAAGGUUUGUAUUUUAAUGCAAGGCAUUACAGAAACUUAUGUUUGUACACCUGCCUUACCAAUACCUCUCUGUUAUGGCAGUAUUUGCUCGCUAUUUUGCUAGUGCAAGAUAUAUAUUACGAAAGAAUUCUCAAACUCAUCUCUUUUUCUCAUCUUUGGCCUAAAAUUUGAAAUUCACUAUGACAUUUCUCACUUUGGUGAAUGCCCCAGAGGCAGAGUUAGUUGAGUCUCUUUAAACUGUGAGUCAAUGAACAAAACUAUUAAAGUGUAAAUGUAAGAUUACAAGAGUUAUCGUAAAAAAACCUUGUUUUGCUGACUCUCCAGGACUCCACAGCUCUUUUUAGUGAGUGAAACCACAGCUAGAAGACAAUCGUCAUUAAGCAAAUAGAAAAGCUGACUUUGGACUUUUGAGGCUCCCAACAGUUUCAUUUACUGCCAGGAGAUCAAAUAGUGGUUAUAAAGGGUUAGUAGGACAUUCAUUCACACUCAUUCAGUGGAUACAUUGUGAAUGCAUAGAGAUCAGGUGGAGGAUCUCACUGCUUGUCCCAAUGCAAAUACCUUCUCUCCAGGUUCUAAAGUCUCUUCACACUGAUAUUGAAGGUGUAUUAUUUAACAGUUUCCUGCACUUCCCAUUCAUUUUCUGUCUCACUCUUAUGAGGAUGUUGUGGGAAAAUUAAAUUCUGUACAUUUCAUGGGAUCUGAGGUAAAGAGGCAAAGGAUUUUAAAUAUUUAUUUAGUGUAUGAAUUGGACUGCUUACAGUGUGAUGAUCCAGCUUGCACCAUUAUAGAAUAUGAGAUAUAUUUCCCAGGUAGUAGUCACUGGCGUGUACAGGCUGAGCGAGAUCGUUAUUGGUUACUGUAACCAUUCUUACACUUUCAUUCUCUUAUUGACUUCCUAAUAGAUAUAUUACACUGCUGUCUGAUCCUGUCUUAGAGAAAGGUAUUGUCUGAGAGACUAAAGCAAUCUGAAUAUGUUUUUGCAUUUAGUUACAUGUGUUGCAGAAUCAGUUGGGGCAAAUCACCCUUUGGUGGAAGCAGCUAUUAGAUCACAUAAUGUUAAAGAUCUGUGAGAAUUCUUUCUUUCUCUUCCCUGACAGUUUCUUUGCUCUACAAAGAUUGAGAGGUGGAUGUGAGAUUAGAAAGGAAAUGGCUGUGUUUGACACCCCAUACCAGCGGCUGGAGCCUUCCUACACUGAUUCACCUCUGGGGGAAGAUGAUCUGCUGGUACAUGUGCCUGAGGGCAGUAAGUGUAAGUCUCUACAUCAUUAUUUUGUAUUGUACAAUCUAUUGGUCUUCUGCAAAUAAAAGUGAAUACAUAUAUAAACAUAUUAAAAAAAAAUCUAUCAUUUAUAAAAAUAUACCAAUAUAUCGAAAUUGAAGUAUAUUAAAAUAUUAGUCAAAAUAAGAAAUCACUUUUAAAAUUUCAUCCAACAAUCUUAUAUUAUUGCAUUUGCAGUGCUCAUACAAAAAUAAUACAUCAUCAACUAUGGUGGAUAACUGAUACAGGCCGAAAUAGCGGAACUGGAAAACAAAUCUCAAGCUUUGCUAUUUUACCCUAAAACUUUAAAUUUUCUUUAAUUUAACAAUCUCACAGAGUCAGUUGAAGGAUUACCCACUUUAAUGGUCCUUCUGCUGGGGUGCAGACAUUGGAAAAUAAGUGACAAUUUCCUGUUCCCUCCUGACAGCCUUCCAUACAAUUGGUGAAAGAUGUCAUUCUUUGUCACACUCAGACCCUCUGCUUGAGGAUUACUUAGGCCAGUAAUGGCACCUACUGUGCUGUACGGUUUGAACAUGUGACCUGCUUGUUGAAAUAACUGACAGGUUGUUUAAUAUAUUUUAAUAUGUGCUAUGAUCACGAUGAUGAAAUUAUUUUCACAUCGUUUGUUUAGGACAAUAAUUUUUGCCAAGGAGCAGCUGCCUAUAUUGUGUUAGCAAUUUGUUUUGUAUGUAUUUUCUCUAUGAAAGGUUUAUCCCUGAUUUAAAGUGAUAAGAAUGGCUGUCAUUGCCUUAACGAUAUAACAAAAAGAGACGAGCCUCUUCCAUUUAAUUAGAUUUAGGACCAACUGGGGCAAAUAUAAAUUUUCAGUGUCUGCUUUCCAUUAAACCAGGUGGAAGCACUAACCUGGGAUUUAAUUAAAUCAUCUGUGAAAUUGUCUUCAGUCAGUUUACCUUCUUUCAGAAUUCUCACCUAAUGGUGAAUAAUUAGGUCCACGUCACCACCUAGAAAUGCACUAUAUUUCUGCUGCAAAUAACUUUCUCAGAAAUAGUUUUCUGGUUUCUCAAUGCUUCCCAGAACAUAUGAAGUUGGGGAAGUUUAUGUUUCAUUCUGAUUUUACUUUGCAUAGUUUUCCGUAUAUAAGGAAUAAGUAUGAUAUGAGAAUACAAGCUGGUUGUGGAUGCACUGAAUGUCACCCCAGCAGAGGUGGGAAGUGUGUAGGAAUACCUAGUAUAGUCAUGCUGUCCCGAGCAGGAAAUAUGAUUUAGAGGAUGAUAAAAUAUAGAAUAAAGGUUAUGGUUGUCAUAUUGGGAAUCGUUUACACUAAAUGCACCACCUGCAAUUUAUAUUAUCAAUGCCUGUUUUUAUGUUUUUUUCUCACCAGCCCCGUGGCAUCAUAUCGAGAACCUGGAUCUCUUCUUCUCUCGGGUAUCCUUUGAACAGAGGGAAACUAAUAAUAUUUGAUGGUGAAAAAAUAUAUAUGUUUUGCAGAGUUAUUUACCUUAUUGAUGAAGAAUAAAAGAAUGGUACUAAAACUGUCGGACGAUGCCCUAUUUAUGAGAAUUAAUUCCAUGGCAUUGUUAUGGUCUGAUAUAAUAGAUCCUAAGCAUUUAACGUUGCUAAAAUCAUGGAUAUAUUUUUUUUUAUAUUUGCAUGUCACCAAAUGGCUAAUUUAUGUAGAACCAUUUUUUUUUUUUCCAGCUGAUUAUUGUUUUCUUAACUAGGAAAUAUCAGGUGUACAAUCUACAUCAGAAGAAUGGCUUUACCUGCAUGCUGAUUGGGGAACUUUUCGAGUUACUGUAAGUUUGUUUAUUUAUGUUGGGAUACCUUUCCCAUACAUAGAGUACACUGCAUGAUUAGCAAGUGUUCCUUCAAAGAUCAGACGUCCAUAUCUAAAACCAAUAAGCAAGGAUUCUGUAUAAAAUUAUUUUCUUCUACUUCCAACUUUGAUACAAUGCUUACAAUUUUAAUAUAGACAUCUAUUCAUUCCCUCACGUACAUGUGAGAAGGUGCUCUGUGCAUUAUCAGACUUAGUUUACAUAAUUCCAACUGCCCCAUGCAACAGACUAUUAACCUGUUCACUAACAAGUUAUUUGAGAAAUAAUCCCCAUCCAGAAUGCUUAUUUUUUUUUUGUGUUCUAGAAAGUUAUGUAUAAAUGUAUUUUUCCUGUCAGUAUGAAUAUAUAGCAUAUUAUUUAAUGACAAAACAACAUCUUUAUUUGAUCCUUGCUAAAUUAACUCAAAUGAGAUAGUGAGUAAUGGCGGUAAACUCCUGAAUACAAAAGGUAUUUUAUUUACAAUUUGUUAAAAUGAUGAGAACCAUGUAUACGAGGGAUUGAGGUUUGGAUACAUACCUCUGCUGUACAUUUAUGUGGUAACAUGAGAGAAGGAGUAAGUCCUCCCAGGGGAAGUUAAUUUAAUUCAGAAUUGCAAAAUUCAGGCUAAAAUAGCCAAGCUGUUACUAUAUCAAGUGUUACAUUUAAAAAUGAACUUUGUUACACCCCAUGACAAUGAUUUAGAAAACCAGUCCUGUUAUUUCCUGGUUUGGUUAGCUCAGUGGAGCUGAACUCAAGAGGCAGCAAUUGUCCAGAGCACCUGCCUUGUAAAGACUUCUCAUUGAGCUGCAUUGGGGAGUCUGUGAUUGGACAGCCACAGAAAGUCUGGGAAGUCUUGGAAGGAUCGAAAAUGAUUUGUCCUUUCCAGGGUUUAAAUCAAUGACUCUGAGAGCACCUGGAGCCAUAACCACUGGGUUAUCUCACCCACUUUUCUAUUGUUACUUACGCACACUUUCCUACCCCUGCUCUUACACAUUGUUCUACUGUCUUUUUGCAGGCAGUUCAUCUUUGUGGUCAGUUUCACUACAUUUCUAGUAAGUUGUGUGGAUUAUGAUAUCCUUUUCGCCAACAAGAUGGUCAACCACAGUCAUACUGACAAUGUCAAAGUUACUUUGCCCGAUGCCUUUCUUCCGCCCACAGUUUGCCAAGCCAGGUAAAGAUACGUUUUCUAGAGUUAUUGCAAGAAAAUUAGCCACCUAUCUAAUUAAUUCACAUGUUUUGUUUUUCAGAAUUAAAUUGGGGGCUUAGAUGUGGGGUAUAGUGUGGUUUUUCACAUACAGUUAAUGUGAGUGAAUAAUCAGUCAUUGAUCGUGUAUCUUUCUUCUCCAUCACAGAAUACAAGAAAAUGGUUUCCUUAUGAGUCUCCUGGUCAUUGCUAGUGUUUUUUGGAUUCACAGACUGGUAAAAUUUAUUUACAAUAUCUGCUGUAAUUGGGAGAUUCACAACUUCUACAUACAAGCUCUGCGCAUUCCCAUGGUAAGUAAGCAGUAUUCAUGAGAACCCUACACCAUCUAUGAUUUAUCCAGAUUUGUGUUAUAAUGGCUAAAACCAAAUCAUAGUGAAUAAUGUAGAGCCAUAAUUACUAGGUUUUUCCCAGUCACUCUAAUAGCCGUCUAAUGUCCUCUUAUCUAGACUCAUUAGGGUCAUAGAAAAUGAUGUCACACAAAUUCCACUGUGGUCUCCAGGUAAUUCUUUUUCAAGGUCUGCAAGACAUGGACUUGUAUUUAUUUAGACCCACUCUAAAAGUACGUUAGAUUCUAUUAGGCUGUUUAGGAAAAUAUAUCUUCCCAGAGAAAUGACUAUUAAGCACACAAAAACUAGCAAACAAGAAAACAUUACAGACCACUCCCUUGUAUCUGGCUUUUUGUUUGUUAUUUGUAAUGUUUUACACAAACCUUUUAUUGCGAUUCCUUUGUUUUUAGGUUUUAGGUGUUGCUUCCCACCUAUUCAUGGUUUUCAUUGAACUUUUUCUUUUUUUUUUUUUUCUUUCACGGCAGUCAGGAUCCACUUCAGGCAUCAUGUCAAUGCAUUGCCCUGUUACUAUUAUUAAUAUUUAUAAAGCGCCAACAAAUUCUGCAGCGUUGUACAAUGGGUGGACUAACAGACAAGUAUUUGUAACUAGACAAGUUGGACGCACAGGAACAGAGGGGGUUGAGGGCCCUGCUCAAUGAGCUUACAUGCUAGAGGGAGUGGGUGGCAGAAAAGGUAAGGGUAGGGUAUAAAAGUAGGUUGCUAGAAUAGAUUUCAACGAGGACCCCCUUUUAAGUUUGUGUUUUCACUUUGAGCAAAGUAUGGGUGAAAAUGCAUAAACCAAUAAAUUCUACCCACAGACAUCCUGUUUGAAUGUUACUCAGUCUGUUCAAUGUUCAAAAUAGGAAAUAGAUGAAUAUGUACACAGCUGUAUUUAUGCAUAUUGCUGAUUUGUAAAGACUUUUUCCAGGUUAGGUUUGCUCCUCACACAGCGAAAUUACUGGUCUAAAUGCAUGUAAAUCAUGAAACUUCUUUAACCAUCCUGAGUAGCUAGUUCAUUAGAUAGAUCAAUAACUGUGUUGAUUUCUCUGUUUUUCACUUCUCCUUCUGGUCACCCAGAAUAUUUGUGUUUUCUGUGUAUAUCAAAUGCUAAUGCUCAAUUUUCUUUCUUUCCACUGUUUUACAGUGUGAACUUCCUUAUUACACCUGGGAAGAGGUUCAGAGUCGCAUUGUGCAGAUCCAGAAGGAACAUCAGAUUUGUAUCCACAAGAAGGAGUUAUCCGAGCUGGAUGUGUCUCACAGAAUCCUGCGAUUCAAGAAUUAUAUGGUGGCCAUGAUCAAUAAGAACCUGCUCCCACUACAGCAUCGUGCACCUCUGCUGGGAGAUACAGUCUUCUACACCCGUGGACUGAAGUACAACUUCCAGCUUAUCUUUUUCUGGGGGCCUGGCUGUCUCUUUCAGAAUGAGUGGAGCCUUAAACCCGAAUAUAAGCGAGCAGGAGCACGUCUUGAACUGGCAGAAAAGCUUUCACAACGUAUCUUGUGGAUUGGACUUGCAAACUUGGUUCUCUGCCCCCUUGUACUUGUCUGGCAGAUACUUUACGCUUUCUUCUGCUACACAGAAGUGCUGCGGCGGGAACCUGGCAGUUUAGGGGCACGUUGCUGGUCUUUGUAUGGUCGCUGCUACCUCCGACAUUUCAAUGAGCUGGAUCAUCAGUUACAAACAAGGUUGAGCCGAGCGUACAAGCCAGCCAGCAAGUACAUGAACUGCUUCUUAUCCCCCCUUUUGGCUGUGGCUGCCAAACACUUGGGUUUCCUGGCAGGCUCCAUAUUGGCAGUGCUGAUAGCACUCACUGUCUAUGAUGAAGACGUCCUUGCUGUGGAACACGUGCUGAGUGCUGUUACUCUACUUGGUGUUGUCGUAACUAUCUGCAGGUCAGGUUACAGUGCACGAGGAAGCAGAAAAGGGAUACUUUGCCCAAAUAAACAUCCUGAAUAUUAUAAAUACAAAUUUUCAGGGUGUGUGGGGCAAAUAAUAUAUUACAGCUAUUAUUUAAAUAGCAUAGAAGGAAGAGGAUUUAAUCAACCAACAGUUAAAGUAACAUAUGUUUGCCAGUCUGUGACAAUAUGUCCCUAAUGUUCUCUGCUUCUUGUUGGAUUGUACAGGAGAUGAUAAUGUUUAAUUAUUUUUGCAGGUCUUUCAUUCCAGACCAGCAUCUGGUGUUUUGUCCAGAGCAGCUUCUGCGGGUGAUUCUAGCUCAUAUCCAUUACAUGCCUGACCACUGGCAGCGCAGUGCACACCGCUCAGAGACCCGUGGAGAAUUUGCUCAGCUUUUCCAAUACAAAGCAGUGAGUCACAUGACCAAGACCUAAUGACCAACGGCUGUAGACUUAUUUUUCUAGAAAUUAAAAUCACACGUGUUUGUGGUUAGUUGUAUUUUGCGGGAUUUCAGUUAAAGAAAAAUCAUAAAUAACAAACAACUGCAUUUUCAGAAAUCAUUCCCCAAAAUACAGAAAGCAUGGUGUAUGUAUUCUAUAUUUUGUGUGAUAUAUGGUGAAGGGUCCUGGCAAAUUGUUAAUUAUUUACUCCACGUUCAUAUUAAAAAGAACUAUACUAACAUGGUAAUCAAGAGUAAAAGCAGGAAUCCUCAAUAAUGAACACUGGGGAACAAAGGAAGAGUGUCGAUUGUACAAAUUGCACAAAUGCGUAUUUAUUUUAUUUUAAGUUUUAUUGAAAUUUCAUAUAAUGUAGACAAUCUUUGCUUCUCUCCUCCCACUCCCUUAUACAUGAUUCAUAAAGUAAAUUUCAGUUUUGCAUUUGAUAAGUAUGUAAGUUGUAUAGUUAUUUCAUUAUUCACAUGAUGUACAGUUCUCUUACCGUUAUCCACACACUUUCCUGUUUAGGUGAAUAAUCUGCCUUUACAAACAUUAUUGUCCUUUGUAGGAAGUUGAGGUCCUAAUUAAGUUUCAUUUAACAUUAACUGUUGUAGCCAUCUAUAUAUUUUUUUUUAAUCCCUUUUGGGUUUAAUAUAAUAUUUUCCCUGUAGGUAUUUAUACUAGAAGAGUUGCUCAGCCCUCUCUUGACGCCUUUAGUGCUAAUUUUUCGGCUUCGCCCCAAGUCGCUAGAGAUCAUCGAUUUUUUCCGAAACUUCACAGUGGAGGUGGUGGGAGUCGGAGACACCUGUUCAUUUGCACAGAUGGACGUCCGUCAGCACGGCAAUCCUACGGUAAGCCAACGUGCCAUGAAAACAGUUUAGGUAAUGAAAAAUUAUAAAUUACAGUAGUGAAUCAAAUUGUGAUUUGCUUUACAGCUCAGGCGUAGUUAGCCCUGAACCAAACGGUUCUCCAGUACUCACAUUGCUACUACCACUAAGUCACAAGUUCUCUGAAUGAACUAAUUGUCGCAUGCAAAAUAUAUAUUUUUAGUAAUAAGAUUAACCUCUCUGCCAGGGAAUUCAUUGCUGUAGCUCUCACAGCUAUGUCCAACCCCGUUCAGGUUUAUAUAUCUCUUAUUGAUCUAGAUAUAAUUAUUUAAAAAGAUCAAAAUGAGCAGUCAGUCGGGGUGAGAGGGUUAAGUGCAUGCAGGCAUAUUAUGUGUUCUAAGCACAACCUGGAUAAUGCAGCUUUGGUGGGCUGAAUGAGGAGCAAUAGGUACAUGUUACUGAAGAUUUACACAUAACAACUUCCCCUAGCCCCUAACCUUUAAAUUAAAUAUAUCUUAAAACAAUUACACUGUUCAAAACCGACAAAAGCACAAUGGUAAAAUGACAAAGUACCUGCUUCAAGUGGUGGAACUAAAAUGUAAUUAUAAAGAGAUGGGGUAGGGCUGCGCCAGCUGAAGGGUAAAAUAACCUAAAAUUGUCCAAAAGAGUCUCAAUAGAGCAACAAUGCUUGAUGGGAUAUAGAUAAGUAGUUGUUUCAGUAGGGGUGCGCCCUAGUGUCUCAGGGUAUUCGCAUAUAUGAAAGACAAAGAAACGGGCAUCCAGUAGUGCGGUACGUCUAAAAUCCAAUGGGUAAAAUAGUAGAAGGUAGAAAACUCACAUUCAAAAGAGCUAUGGCCAACUCUGGUGUGAAGGGCGUACAACGAUAUAAUCCCCGCUGCUGGGAUGUGUAAAGGAAAUGCGUCUAUAAGCGCCGUCUGGUCAUCUGAAGCUCCACGGGAAAUAAAAAGAGGCGACAAUAGUGCUCUGAAUGGAUAAAAGUAAGUAAAAGUAACUAGAAUAAUACUUACAGGUAUAGAGAAGAAAAUACUGCUCUAUUAAUAAGGUGUUGGUGGUAUGAUCCCCACCUGGGAUUUCUUUAAGUGCAGGAACAAUAAUAAAAAGCCAGGAAAGUAAAAAUAGUAGAAGUGCAUAAAAAUACAAUAAAAAGAGAAUUGGCACAAUAAACUAACCAAAAACCUUUAAUUGAUCUAAAAUACACAAUUUAAAAUAACCAUUUACGCGUUUCACCAAAAAUACUUUUUCAAAAAGGUGUACAACGGGUAUUAUACUGUUGUACGCCCUUCAAACCAGAGCUGGCCAUAGCUCUUUUAAAUGUGAGUUUUCUACCUUCUACUAUUUUACCCAUUGGAUUUUAGACGUACCGCACUACUGGUUGCCCCUGUUUCUUUGUCUUUCAUAGAUGCGAAUACCCUGAGACACUAGGGCGCACCUCUACUGAAACAACUACUUAUCUAUAUCCCAUCAAGCAUUGUUGCUCUAGUGAGACUCUUUUGGACUAUUUUACGUUAUUUUACCCUUCCGCUGGUGCAGCCCUACCCCAUCUCUUUGUAUAUUCUCAUCUAUUGAAGGAUUUGAAGGGUCUCCUUCAUUUGGUUUGCUGCCUAUUUACAUGUUGUUUGUUAAUUCGCACUGAUUUCAUUUUGUUUUCUGAAUAAAAUGUAAUUAAUUAUGUUCACCAUUAGUAUUUGUCAGGAUUGGUAGGUAGUCACAACAAGCACAUUUUGGUUAGAUAAGAUAAACAGAGGAAGUAGCCUAUUACCAGCCCUUAGAAGUGACCAAAAGCGAGACUAGUCAAAGACACGCCAAGGUCAAGGGACAACAAGAUAGUAAGACUAGCCAAGUUUGGGAUAGGAGAAAUCAGAAAGGUCAGAGAACAAGCCAAAGUUCAAAAACAAUAAUAUUGUGGCAUUAUUAUAUAACACUCUCGCAGGCUUCUAAAGACCAUUACAGGGCACAGGUCAUUGUGGACUGAGUAUAUAUAGACAUUAGAUGCCGGUAUCGCAUUGAGUAAUGGACUGACGCAGAGAUGGAACAGGUACCCUGACACUAUUGGUUUGUAAGAAACAGUGAUUCACUAUGUGUAUACCUUUUUGCAGUGGAUGUCUGCAGGCAAGACUGAGGCAUCCGUAUACCAGCAGGCAGAAGAUGGAAAGACGGAGCUUUCCCUCAUGCAUUUCGCAAUCACAAACCCGCGAUGGCAGCCCCCCCGUGAGUGCUCCACUUUCCUGAGUCAUCUAAGGGAACAAGUGCAAAGAGACAGCACAGUAGCAACUCCCAAAAAUGCCACCGGACCUGCACAUCCCCUGCAUUACUCUCAUUUAUUGACUCAAAUUGACUCUGAGGUAUGAACGUUCCCCCUAUGUCUGUUCUCACAAAUCUCACAGCGGUAAAGCUUAAGAAGGUCAAAUAAAUAAAUAGUUGAAUAAUUUCAUGUAUAUACACUUUUGCAAGUGAUAUGACUAGCACAAUGCAUUGAUAAAAAGUCUGCUGUUGGUGACUGGUGCACUUUGACUCAACUUUUCUAGGUUCCCUGCAGGGUCACAUCUGACUCCAUAGCAUUUAACAAGGGUUGCAUAGAUAGAACAUUUCCAAAGUUUCCAUCUCUGAACAAUCACCAUAAAGAAAAAAGAAUAAUAUUCCUUAUUAGAACUCUGAAGACUUAAAGGACCACUAUAGUGCCAGGAAAACAUACUCGUUUUCCUGGCACUAUAGUGCCCUGAGGGUGCCCCCACCAUCAGGGACCCCCUUCCGCCCGGCUCUGGAAGGGGGAAAGGGGUAAAAACUUACCUUUUUCCAGCGCUGGGCGGGGAGCUCUCUGCCUCCUCUCCUUCUCCGAUCCGCCCCGUCGGCUGAAUGCGCACGUGCGGCAAAAGCUGCACGCGCAUUCAGCCGGUCGCAUAGGAAAGCAUUGAUAAUGCUUUCCUAUGGACGCUUGUGUGCUCUCACUGUGAUUUUCACAGUGAGAAGCAUGCAAGCGCCUCUAGCGGCUGUCAAUGAGACAGCGACUAGAGGAUUUGGAGGAAGGCUUAACCCAUUGAUAAACAUAGCAGUUUCUCUGAAACUGCUAUGUUUAUAAAAAAAUGGGUUAACCCUAGAAGGACCAGGCACCCAGACUACUUCAUUAAGCUGAAGUGGUCUGGGUGCCUAGAGUAGUCCUUUAACACUCACACUUAAAGGGAUGCUAUAGUCACCAGAACAACUACAGCUUAAUGCAUUCUAUUGAGUAUAGUCAGUCCCUGCAGAGAAAAGGCAGUGUUUACAUUACAGCCUACGUAUUCAUCUAGUGGUCACUCCUCAGAUUGCUGCUAGAGGUGCUUAAUGGGGCAGUGCUGCACAGUGUGCAGCAUUGGCAUUCAAUGUCUCCACCCUCUGCAUGCAGACACUGAACUUUUCUUUGAGAUGCAUUGAAUAAAUGCAUCUCUAUGAGAAGAUGCUGAUUGGCCAGGGCAGCAUUUGACCCUGUCCAAACCUACUUGACGAUCUCCGCCAAUCCAAUGCUAUCCCUGUAAGUGGGAAAGCAUUGGAUUGGCUAUCAUCAAUUCUGAUGUCAACCAAAGAGGCGGAUCAGGGAUGGGGCCAGCGCCUGCAGCCCCGUGGAGACCUGGAAAUAAAGUAAGUUUGAACCAUUUCUUAGGGGGGCAUGGGUGGGGGGGGAGGGUGGGAAAGCCACCUUAAUGGUGGUUUUACACUAUAGGGUCAGUAAUACGUUUGUAUUCCUGAUCCUAUAGUGUUCCUUAAAGUGAGCAAUUUUGAAUAGUGCAAAUUCGGCGUAUAUAACCAGUUAAAACACCAAUACUUGAAGUCUCUGGUUUUUUCCAGUUGGCUUAUGAAGAGAUUAUAUUUGGUGCUGUGUGAAACCCCUUUUAAGAAAUAUGGUGUAAACCAAGGAUCUCACAGCUCCCCCCUUACCCCAUAACUAGCCUUCCAUAUUGCUACUGUGGAUAUUAGGAUUCCACAUUUUCAAUAUCCGUUUGGAUGGCAUUCAAUGACUGAGAAGUCCACUGAAGUCCACUCAACCAGUGAAAGGCAUCCAAAUAUGCACAAAAUUGACAUUGUUAAUGCAGAAGUGGAACUUAUACAGUAGCAGUCAUGAGCAAACUGCUAAUCCAUGGCUGUCAAGGGAACCUAGAGUUUGUGUCAAACCAGUUAAAAUGGUUUGAUAUGACGCCGCAGGCGGCGGAGAAACAUCCAGAGCUUCAGCUAUUCCCAACCUGGGAAGGAUUUGGACUGAAACACAAGCUCUCGAAUCCGUGAAACUGAGAUGCGAGCUCUCAUCUGGGGCUGGAGAGACGCCGAUCUCUGCACCUGCCUGACACCGUUCCACAGCUGUUUCUAUGGGCUUCCGAGUACUGGUGUCGGGUGAGGAUGGACUCACCUUGCAGGACUGGUCCCCAGCUAUACUCGGCUGUUAUUUACUUGGACUAUACCGCCAUCCCACAUUCAUAUGCCAUACAUUUUGUAUCUUUACACUAAUUUUUUUUUUUUUAAUUCUUUAUUUUUGUUGUGCAUGGGUUUACAGCAGUGCUUGUAUAGCCACAACAGCUUCCACAAGCGCAUUAUUAUUUGAACAUAGGUAAGUUAUGCGUUAAAACUUGCACAUUUUUACAUUUAAUGAGUUGUAUGAACAAGCUAAGUUAAGUAAUCUCCUAUAUGAGAUUUGCAUCUAAUAGAUAGAUUGUAUGUGUUAGACAAGUAUGCCUAGUUUGAUUGGGUGUAGGUUAGCGUUUUGUCUGGGAAGGUCUAGGCGCAUGAGGAGGAGAUUUUGCUUUUCAUCAUCUUAAGUUAGGUCAGGCUGAAGAAGCCCUGUGUAGGUGCCAUAUAGUGAUCCCUUGGGGGGGGGGGAUUGUCACUUAAGGGUUCGGGAGUAUUGUGUAUGUUGCUUCUCUGUGGGUAGGUCACGUUUUGCAUCUGACUGAGUAGGCUCUAUACUGAGCUGGUUGCCAGGGUGUGUGGUAUCAGGGUUGCCUAGUGAGCAUCAGGUGAGUUGGUAGGUCUCGUGCCUGAGGGUUAGUGUAUAACUAGUGUAGGGAAGAGAGUGAGGGUGUGGGUAUAUACGCUCCAUUGUGUAGUUCGCCCACUCCUGAGGGGGGUAUUUGUUGGGGAUUAUGGGGGGUAAUCGCCAUCUCGGUCGUGUAAUUGUCAACCCAAAUUCGGGUUUUCAUGACUAGCCGUCGUGUAGUUUAAAAAAAUAAACUGAAGCAUUAAUGCUAAACGUUGAACACAUUUUAAACAGUAGGGCUUUGUUGGGGUGUUCGGCUGUCUUGUCGAGUUGCGUUUAAGUAUUUAGUGUUCAGUCCUGCUAAGGCUCCAUUUCCCGUGAUGUGGCGGCUCUCGGUGUGAAUAUGGCCGUGUUCACUGGGUCCCAGGCUUUGGAUGGUUUGUCUUGUGUUCUUACGGUCUGGCCUGCUAUGCCUAGUGAUGCAAGGAAAGAGGGUAUAUCUGCCCCUGCUUCUAGUGUGUGGACAGUCCCGUUAUGCGUAGCAUACAGCGUUCCAGGGGGGCCCCAUCUGUAUGUCACCCCAGCUGUUCUGAGUUGGGAAGUGAUCGGUGCCAAUGAUUUGCGCCAUUGCAGUGUGGCUCGUGUGAGGUCCUGGUAGAAGGUUAGAGAGGCGCCUUCAAAGGACAGCGGUGUUUUACCCUUCAGGGCUAGCAUAAUCUGGGCCUUAUCCUGAGAGGUGGCGCAGCGGAGUAUGAUGUCUUGCAUUUGGCCUGGUUUUGCCGUGGGUGAGCCUGGUAGUCGAAAUGUUCCUUCAAUGGUUAAUUUCCUGGUCACUGGGUGAGGUAAGAUGGUCGCCAUCAAUCGCCUGGCAUAGUGUGGUAGUUCAUCUGCGCUAAUGUUAGCAGGGACUCCCCUUAUCUUAACAUGGUUGCGGCGUAGUCUGUCUUCAAAGGCCGUCAGCCUGAGCGACAAGGCUGGUUGGUGCACUUGGAGCUGAGUAACUGUGUCUUUAAUUGUGGUCAAGUCAGAGUUAAUGCUGCCGAUGUUUGUUUCAGCUUGUGUUACUCGGCCUGUGACUGCCUGUAUGUCUGCUUUUAUUUGCUGGAGGUCUGCAGCCCAGACCUUGUGAAUGUCUGCCAGCAGUGCCUUUAAAUCAGCUUUGGUAGUGGGAGCUGUGCCAUCAUAGGGCUCUUGGGAUGGGGCCUGAUCUGUCUGCAGGGCUUGUGUGAUCCCUACCUCAUCACUCUGCCUCGUGGCUUCAAUGUGUGUAGGCUGCAGUACCUCUGUGGAGGGUGUUUUGCCCGGCGCCGGUCGUUGCAGCAUGGUGCCAAUAUCCCUGCACUCUGCCGCUGUGUGUGGUUUUUGGGACCGACGUCCCAUUGCUGGCAUUUGAUGUGGGGAUGAGGUGUCUGGGAGUUGCAGGCUGUGUCCCACUCUGCCGAUUGCGAGUAGGUCGUCCAGGCUGUAGGCUGGCGUUGCGCAGUAGGCCCCAGACCUGCGUUUUAUUUUUGCCUGUCUGGGCGGCUGGAAGAACGGCAUCGACGGAUGCAGGAACUCUCGGUGAGGUAGGUCGGCCGGGUUGCGUCGCCUUAUGGGGUAGGAUGCCCGCGAUUUUCGGUGGGUUUUAGGCGAAUUGCGGGGAGCUGGCUGAGAUGGCGUCUACCCUCGUUGGCCGCAAGCUCCGCCUCCUCUUUACACUAAUUUAGCUUUGCGUUCUUGCAUUAUUAUUAUUAAUAAAUAUAUAUAUAUAUAUAUAUAUAUAUAUAUAUAUAUAUAUAUAUACACACACGAUGCAGUGCAACUGUGGCAGAGAAGAUCUACACAGUGCUUACUUUAAGCUGAAGCCUCAGUAGCGUGUAGGUGUGUGGGGACUACACAGUGGUCUAUAUAUCUUGUUUGUUUUCGAUCCUUAGUUAUUCCUGAAAAGCACAGUAUAGCACAGUUCCUAGUUUAUCUUGUCUUGUGCCUACAUGCCUAAGUAGGGGUUUUAACCCCUUCAGCAACAUGGCAUGGGGGGUGGGAGGGAGAGGGGACCUGCAGUGCCAGGAAAACGGUUUGUUUUCCUGGCACUGGAGAAAACCCUUUAAAGAUUUACAAAAAAAAUGGUUUGACACAAAACUAGUAAAACCUCCAGUACCAUGCUGCCGCAAUAACCAAAAUUAUCUCAAGAAAUAGAUUUAUAAAGAUAUUCCUUUGCUGCUUUAUCAAGACGUAAGCAUACGUGUCAGAUAAUUUCAAUUUAAUUUUCUGUUUGUGACCCUUUAUUUGAUUUGUAACUGCAUUCCUAUUUGCAGUCAACAUGCAGCAGUGAAUUUUAGUGUUUCUUUUUUUUCUGUAUCUUUCUGUAAGUUCAUUUAGCUGUCUAAAUGUUUUGUGGCAAUAAAAUGCACUUUUAUUUUUUUUGUUAUUUUUUUUUUUUACAGUGUACGGCCCUUGGUUAAUUUUGAAUCUAUUAUAACUUGACAAUUACUGAGUCGUCUACUCUACAUGACCUUUAUUAUAUUGCUCGAGUUUUCCUCUUCUUGUCUUAUUUGCUUAUUUUACUUCCCUUUCUUCCAGCCGCACAGUCUUAUGGUGAACAUGGUUUCUGGUAUGUCUACCGGAGGGCACCUGUCUCAUGGCGAUGUGCCAUUCUCCCCGCACGUCUCAGCUGUGUCGGAAGUGGCUACUGCCUUGCGCUCUUUGUCACCUCAACAGUCAUGUCACCCAGUACAAAACCAGAGUGGAACAGGGUGAGGAAAAAGUGGAACAUCUUUCAAAGAAGGAAUUAAUAUAAUUGUGUGUGUUUAAACUGAGUUUCAAGACAAUGUUUACAAUGGAGGCUAUGGGCCAGAUUGCCACAAUAAAUAUUAGCUUCAGUAUAUGAUUUCUUGUGUCUACAGUCUGGCUAAGAUCCUUCCCCAAUACUCCGCUAAUUCAGCAGAGUAAUCUAAAAUGUUUAUUACAGUUAAUGAUUAAAUUUUGCUUUUCACUGAAUCCUCUUCUAAUAUGGCAGGUCAAUAUAAAAUAAUAUUUAGUCAUUUCUGGUACAUGGCUCCAUUUAUCUGUUUUCGAAACUUUUGUUUAAGAGUGAUUAAGAAUUGAGUGUCUCGUUUCCAUGUAGCGCUGACUUCAGGAAUGCCAGUUUUGGGAGCAGCGUGUGGGAAGGACCCAUGAACAGUGGCACUUUGUCUGAAUAUGCAUCCACCGAGAUGAGUCUCCACGCACUUUACAUGCACGAAGUGAGUACCUCUAAGCCAGACCUCACAUCCUAUGCUUUAACCAGGAGACAUUGUAAUAGAUGGCUGCUCCCCCUUUAGACUAAUUUUAGUGUUUUAUUGUGCAAGAGAAACAUAUGGCUUACAGAUAUAGGCAUACGUUUGAACAUGUAUCAACAUAGGUUUGGCAUAGGUAUUCAUAGCACAGUAUACAUAUAUAUAUAUAUAUAUAAAAGAGAUGUAGUCGUGGUGUCAACCAGUAAGCCAGGCAUGUCUAGAUCCUGAAGGAGUCUGAGUGUGCCAUAUCUGGAGUGUGAAAUAGACAUGUGUAGUGUGAUAUAUUUAUGUUGGGAAGACAUACGAGAGAGGCACACAGAAUAGUUGUAUUAUGAGGGACGUGUUAGACAUUAAUAGCACUUCUGUCUCUUACUUCCCUUGCCAGAGUAGAGGGGUACAACCUAAGGUUCGGGUAACCAUUAGCUUAUAUUUGUCCCCAACAUGGGUCUCCUCUCACCUGAUGCCACGUGUGCAUUUAGCUAUACCGACUGAUGUCAGGCGAGGGUGGGUGGGAUGAACCCUUGCAGUGCAUGAGAGCUACUGGAGGCCCACCAUAAGGUCGGAGAAGCCCCCAACCGUGGGUGUUGUAUAUCAAGAUAUAGGAUGGUAUUUCCACUGCUCGUAAGGGUGUCUUGGGUGUGUGGAAACUAGGUCGGUGAGGCAUACACGGUCAUGAGUGAAAAGAGAAGACAACUUAAGGAAGCUGCUCCCCUUCAGACCACCAAGAAUUUGACUUUCAGAAAAAUGUAGGCCGUGGUAUUGUGGCUUGAAAUGUUUACUUAAAGAGGAAAUCCAUGGUCUGAGGCUGGCAGUUGGUAUAACGAAGAGGCAAAGUUUAAUUACAUUGAACCAGGAUUAUUGAGAAAAUACUAAAGCGAUUCCAAAGCCUGUGAAUGUCUUAGCAACUAUGGGUGGAAGAAACAAAUGGUGGGCCUCCAGUAGCUCUCAUGCACUGCAAGGGUUCAGAAAUUGGGUAUUUCUCUGUGUUGUUCCAGGGAGUUCAAUUAUAUAAUAUAAACAUUGGGCAUUCAUAGAGACUGGUUUGGAAAUCACAGAAAAAUAUAGGUUGUGAUGAUCCUUCAAGUCUGCCUGUUUUACGUACUUUCUUCAUAUUCCCAAGCAUUUUCAAUUCCUUUAUUAUGUUGGCCUUUAUCGGGUUAAAGCUAUUCUACAUAUGCACUACCCUUUUAUUAAAGUAAUCUAAUCUUCAUUACUUGCUCCGUUAACCAGUCUCCUCCAUCAAAUCAUGCCAUCUUCAAAUGAUUUACUUUUUUAGUGAGUGAUAGGGGGUGUGGGGCUAGCCAUCCAUUUUAUGUUAAUGAAUUAUUAUCUUAAUGUUGAUGGAUUUUUACAUUAUUUUAUAUGUUCUCUCUUCUUAGCUGCAUCAGCAACACACACAUAUGGCACCGGGUCGUCACAUUUGGCACCGCCAGGAGAGUGAUGAGAGUGGUGAGAGCAUGCAUGGUGAUACCCUUGUACACACUACAUCUAAUGUACCAUCCUCUGCCAGCUGCCCGUCACCUGCAGCACUUUUUCAGGAAGAGAGGUUGCCAUCACUGGGCACACACAGAAUUAGUGCCAGCACAGGUACUGAUAUUUUAGUUCAUCAUUAAUUACACAUUAAUCUUAAAAAUAGUGUUUGCUACAUUGAUAAAGGGAGUAUUAAUCCCAAAUACACUUGGAUUAAGGGGGUUGAUUGAUUUUUAAUGUUUGGUGCUUUUGCUCUAUCACAUAGAAAAGUUUACUGAAAUUUAGAAGCAAGCAGAAGAUGCAGUCACCAUACUUGUACAAGACAAUUCAUUUCACAUAAAAAGAAAGCAAGAAUUUAAACAAUGCACUCCCAGCACCUUGACCACGUCAGCUCGCUAUGGCGCAAAGUGUCCAUAGAGGCAGGUGGGGCAGCACCCUUCCCCCAUCCAGUUUUUGAUGCAUUUAAAAAUGAAAACCAAAUCUACUGGUGUAGUAAGGAAUAAUUGUAAAUCUAAACCCUGAGUGAUGGCAGAAGAAACUGCAUAGAUGCUAUGCAACUAAUCCUCUCAAGAUUUUGGGGUAUUUUCUCUCUUUUUGGAUCCCUUAGACAUGCUUAGACAGCUUUAACAGGAUUUCUGCCAUAACUUUUGAUUUUACAUUGGACCAACAGAUACUGGACACCCUAAAUAACUCCUUUUAAAAAAUAUUUUUCUUUUUGUCACCUUUAGAUAUGGGAUCCAUGUCAAGACCAACAUCUAGUUUAGCAAGACAGCCAAUGGGAGGGUGGAGUGAAGAAGGACAAUCAAGCAGACACCCGGAAUCUGUACCAGAGGAGGGAUCUGACGAUGAAUUGCCACCGCAGGUCCAGAAGGUAAAUUUUCAAACUCAUCUUUAACAUCUUCAUAAUAUAAGCAUUAUAAGCUUAUUACUGUGAGGGUUAACAGCUUUUCUUUAUAACCUACCCUCUGCGAUUGUUAUUGCAGUUGUAGACAUCAAGAAGUCCUCCGAAGAGGAUGUCUGUCGACAUUUCCCCACAUCGUCUUCAUUGCUUUAUUUCUUGUUGAUCAGGAGAGAAAGUAGGAACUUUUUGUUCGUGUAUUCAUGUGCCAGGAUGAGCGAUUAUAUGAUCUAUCCAUAAGACUCUUUACACAUGCAUGUGACUAUUCUGCUGGAUUCCACGUGUUUGGUUUGUAUGCAUAUUGUGGAUCUUUUUAAAGGGACGCUUUAGACUGGCUUUGACCCAUUCUGGUUUUUAAAUUAUAUAGAUAAUAUGCAUAAAAAUAUGCAAAAGAGAAACAAUGUCAAAAAAUAAAUCAUAAAAAUGCAUUAAAUGAAUAACUUCAGUCAUUGUUGUUCCUGUAAUGACGUCUACUAAUACACCUAAAUGACAGUCAUGCACACUGUAAUGUCCUAUAGCACUGCUGAUCUCAUCCCAUAAACAGUGCUUUUAUGAGAGCAAUGUAUCCUGGGAGUUGUAGUUCAUUUGCCAUUUGCCCGCUAUCUAUUAAACUACCAAUUCAGCUACAAUUUUCAGAAAUACAUCAUGACCUCAUGUACAGCAGCAUUUUGCCAAACUAGCUGAGCUGGAAAGGUUCUCCAAGUCAGCAAUGCUUUUGUUUUGGUUAUUUUAGCCUAAAAGUUUAAAUUCACUUUGAUCUAUCAGCAUUUCACCAUAUAGAGAAAAACCCUGUGUGGAAAAGAGGAAAAUUUUUUCAGUAAUUAGCAAAUCUAAUUAUUGGGGGGGGACGGGACCUAAUGAAUAUUAAUUUAAAACCUCAUCUAGCAUAAUUAAACCUACACAUUACCCGGAAUAUGUUGUGGGUGCCUGGAGUGCCCCUUUGAGUACUAGAACAGAAAGCACUGACAUGGCAGAAAUAUUGUACAGAUGUCUUUGCUGCUUAUCCAUUGUGUACAUUACUUCUGUAAAUGCUGUCUAUUCUAAUUCAGCACUGAAAAUCUCUUUCUCCAUAUACAUUACCCAGAAUGCAAGACAUUUUAGUGUGUUUGCUUGUUGGAGGCCACAAAUGAGUGUUUUAAUAAUCUUUUUGCAUGAUAGGAGUGCGGUGCUUAUAUGGACAUAGUAUGUAGCAGAGGAUUGUUGGAAUUGUAGUCAAAGGUUCUAUACUCACAGGAAGUCUACUUCUAACCCAGACACUGUGGGCCUGUAUGCUUGUGUGAGGCUGUUUUCCUGUGUACCUCCAUAACACUGAUAUGUUUAAAAGGCACAUACAUUCUGCAAUGUUUUGUAUAGAAAUUGUAUAUUGCAUAUUUUGUACCAUUGUAAAAAAACUCUAAAUAAAGAUUAACUAUAUGUACGGUCUUCAAUUAGGCUUUCUCUCUAUUUUCUAG
Molecule: messenger RNA, 26885 nt
Organism: Pelobates cultripes (western spadefoot toad)
Lineage: Eukaryota; Metazoa; Chordata; Amphibia; Anura; Pelobatidae
Source: the annotation of a GenBank genome assembly